Molecule: messenger RNA, 3628 nt
Organism: Nannospalax galili (Upper Galilee mountains blind mole rat)
Lineage: Eukaryota; Metazoa; Chordata; Mammalia; Rodentia; Spalacidae
Gene: Ddn
Product: dendrin
Exons: 2
Coding region: 16-2157 (713 amino acids)
Source: RefSeq, a predicted model, not a curated record
GUGGGGUGGGGCAGGAUGCUGGAUGGCCCGCUCUUCUCGGAGGGGCCUGACAGCCCCCGGGAGCUCCAGGAUGAGGAAUCUGGCAGCUGCCUCUGGGUGCAGAAGUCCAAGCUGUUGGUGAUCGAAGUGAAGACUAUUUCCUGUCAUUAUAGCCGCCGCGCCCCUUCUCGACAGUCCAUGGACAUCCAUGUCAGCCACUGGGCCCGCGGGCCCCAGAGCCGCACGUGUAGGCUGAGCCCGGGAUCCCCAGAGCCGCCACCCCGCCGACCCUGGGCCUCCAGGGUGCUGCAGGAGGCGACCAACUGGCGGGCGGGGCCCCCCGCCGAGAUUCGAGCCCGGGAGCAGGAGAAAAGGAAAGCGGCAUCGCAGGAGCGGGAGGCCAAGGAGACCGAGCGAAAAAGGCGCAAGGCUGCUGGGGCCCGACGGAGCCCCCUAGGUCAGCCCCGCCCCGAGCCCCGAAACGCCCUUCGGGGGGCGGCCCAACCUGCAGGGCUCCCAGUUCCCGUGCGACCCGAACGCUUUGGGCAGGUGGGACAAGCGCCCAGUCCAUCCGCGCAACCUCACAGUGACCCUGGGGCGGCGUGGGCGGGGCCGUGGGGAGGGAGGAGGCCAGGGCCCCCCAGCUACGAGGCGCAUCUGCUGUUGAGAGGCGCCCCAGGCACAGCCCCCAGACGCCGCUGGGACCGGCCGCCACCCUACGUGGCUCCACCUUCUUACGAAGGCCCCCACCGGACCUUGGGGACCAGGCGAGGCCCCGAGCUCUCCAGGGCGCCCACCUCAACAGUCCCAGUUCCCACCACCUCCAGGACCGAGGCAGGGCGCACGAGGAAGAGGCUGGAUCCUCGAAUCUACCGGGAUGUCCUCGGGGCUUGGGGUCUCCGACAGGGCCGGGGUCUCUUAGGGGGAGCUCCGGGCUGUGCAGCGGCCAGAGCGAGGCCAGAGUCCUGGCAAGGGGCGGCGGAGAAAAGCUCGGGCCUAGCUGCUGCUGGCCUGAACGGUGCGAGCGACCGCCGGUCCCAAGCCAAAGCUACCGGUAGUCCCGGCACGAAGACAGCUCCUGCCGCAGCUGCAAGCACGAUUCGCAGCCCCCCGCGUCCCGCUCCCAGGUCCAGGCACCACCUCAAGGGCUCAAAGGAAGGGAAAGAAGAAAGAGAACAGAUCUGGCUUCCCAAAUGUUGGAUUUCCUCCCCUAAAAAGCAGCCACUCAGGCAUAGCCAGACUCUCCCCAGACCCUGGGCUCCUGGAGGCACCGGAUGGAGAGAGUCCCUGGGUCAAAGACAGGGGACAGAGCCCGAGACCCUGGAGGUGUGGAAGGCGACCCGCCGCGCCCACACCCUCCCCCGCACUUCUCGGGGACCCGCUCGUGGAGAAGGCAUCUUUGUCAUUGACGCCACGUGCGUGGUGAUAAAGUCCCAGUACAUUCCGACUCCUCGAGCCCAGCAGGUGCAGCUUUUGCCCUCUGGGGAGCCAUGCAUUGUGGGCGACAGCCCCCGGCUAGCCAAGCCGUGCCCCGAGGAGGGCGAGGGGCCCGCGGGCUUCCCCUCCCCUUGCCAAAAGCUACAGUUGAACAGCUGCGUCUUAAACCAGCUGGGCGGGGGUCGAGGGUGCGAAGCUGAGGGCGGCCAGCCGGGGGAUUCCUCCCCGGGACAGCGCGCCUCCGGCGUCUUAGGGCUCCCCGUGGGCAAAGUCAGCCUCCGAGAAGCCCGCAAACAGCCAGGCAGCCCCGAGCACCCAACCUCAGGCCCGGCGGCUCCGGGAUGCUCCGGUAGCGCGAAGGGCUCGGAGGCCACUGGGGGCGCCCGGCGCGCGGGUGCGGCCUGGGGGCGGACUCCAGGGCCCUACGCCGGGGCGCUGCGGGAAGCCGUGUCCCGCAUCCGCCGCCACACCGCCCCAGAUUCGGACUCAGACGAAGCUGAGGAGCUCAGCGUCCUUAGCGGUUCCUCCGAUGGAAGCGACAUGGACACCCCGGGCGCCUCCUGGCGGAAGGAGAGGACCCUGCCAGUAGUUGGGAACACCGGGUCCAAGGAAGGCGGGAAGACAGCGGAGCUGAACGACAGUGUCCGGGAGAUUCUAGAUGUCGUCAGUCAAACCGAGGAGGUCGCCUUCCGAGAAAAAGACACGAAGGGAACGCCACAGGGAAAUCGAGAGAAACAGUGAGAGAUGCCCCUUCUUACUCUUGUGUCCCUCCGCCCAUCCACCCUUGGGCUCACGGUCUCCUUUCUGCUCCACGGACUUUUUUGCUUCUCUUUGCCUUCUUCCCUAACCCAUGCCGAUUCCCAUACUUGAAACAGAAAGGAAAGGCAGCGUGUGCCAAUUCGUGAUUUUGUUUCUGGAAAGAUGAGGGUGAGCAGAUUUAACACCUGCUACAGGAGCUGAGGCAGAGAGGCAGGCGGGCAGAAACCGUGGCAGUCAUUGGAAAGCAAUGGUCAGGGCAGGGCCCCUGACAGGAGGCAAAAAGGAACCGAGAGGCUUUGGACCUAGUAACAGAGUGAGCAGGUGACAGAGGGCUUUGGACAGAGGAGGAAUGGGUGCAGACACAACCAACAAAAGGGAAGAGGCUCAGUUUGGUGUGACGAGUUGAGUUUCAACUCCAGGUCUGCCACUGGCUGGUGGACCUUAGACUAACCAUGUCCCCUCUUCAGGCCACCAGGGCUCCUGGUAUGUAAAAUGAGGGCGUUUUGCUGCUCGUUCUUCUAUGGAAUUUGGGGAUCGUUGAAGAAGGCCUCUAUCUCAUUCUUGACUUUGGCAAGCCAAGAAAGAGAUUUGGGAGUUAGUGAACAGAAUCUAAGGGUUCCUGGGACCUUCCCUCUUCCUCAGUUCAGGAGGGUCAAGGUUUGAAGAAGAUCAAGAUGGGCAAAGGACUUCUAUGCCAGCCUCCCAAGUUUAGGUGAGUGCUCCCCAAGGCAGAGCAGGAUAGUGGCCCUGUCUCUGUCCCUGGCCUGUGGUGGUCCAAGCUGGGGAGGGAAGUUAGCCAGUGACUCAGCUUGGGAUCUCUUUAGGUCUGCCCCCUCUCCUCCAUUCCUAUGCCCUUAGUAAUGCUAGGAAACGUUUCCACGGUUUCCCACGCAGACGAUAUCGCCCACCUGAUAGGACCCUGACAGUUUCUUCAUUUCUUCCAGAAAGCAGUCCGAGGCAGCCAGUAGAUGUGGGGUGUGAUACUCGCUGUAGCCACUACGGGGCGCGCGCAGGUCGCGGAUUUCCCCGGUUGCUGGUGUUCGAGUUCCCCCUAUCCCGGCACUGCCAGUUAAUUGGGUCCAUAGUCACCCGGCUCCUGUUCCCCGCCUUGACGCUUCCAAGCCGCGCGCGCGGGGCCGGGAGCAGGCCUCCGGCCUCCCAGACCUUUGGAGCGCGCCGAGCCCUUCUUUGUACUCAUCCACGCCAACUGCCUUGGAACUGACACGUCUUUUUUUCUCUCCGACCCUCUGUGUCUGCCAUUUAUUAGCCAUGUGACUUUGGCCAAAUCACUUCACCUCCCUGAGCCUCAGUUUCCUCAUCUGUCAAAUGGGGUUUAUAAACACCUACCUCGCAGGGUUGUUGUGAGGAUAUAAUGCGGUAAUGUAUAUACGGCGCCUUGUACAGUGCCUGGCACACAGUAGGCGCUCAAUAAAUCUAAUCCUCCCUUUAUGCA